This is a messenger RNA of Chelonus insularis, 6556 nucleotides long. RefSeq lists its product as uncharacterized. The record is from RefSeq and is a predicted model, not a curated record. Lineage: Eukaryota; Metazoa; Arthropoda; Insecta; Hymenoptera; Braconidae. The transcript is spliced from 6 exons. Bases 561 to 2702 code for a protein of 713 amino acids.
CAAUCGUGAGUCGUGCGUACCGUUUGUGUCCUCCUUAGGCCUCGCGGCCUCUGCAGAUACCUCAGACGCGGUCGGUCGGUCGGUCGAGGAAGAACCACGCGGCCAGGUGCACACAAGAGGCCGCAGCAUCAGAGACCAGUCAACUCGUUCAACAAUCGCUCGCUCGCUCGUAUUAUCUUACUACUCUCAAUAUAGAUUACCAUUGCAAAUCUCCAAGUGAUUUCCGCUCGUAUAUACAAACAGAGUGUGCACGCGUGCGCGAUAAAUAAAACAGUCAUCACCCUUCAACAUCUUAUAAACAUAUAGAGAAUAUAAAUAUAUAUAUAUAGAGAGGAGGAUUCGUGUCAACUUUCCUUGCGACUUUUGUGUUCUCUUUUCGUGAGUUUAUUCCCUCGUCGCAAUAUCCUUCGUUUAUAUUUCCAGUGCUUGAGUAUAUCGUUGACAAAACGAAGAAAAGCAAGAGAUUUGUCGGGAAAAAGAAGAAGGAACCGAGAGGGAAUUCAGUCGAGUAAAAGGUUCCAAGCAGAUAUAUUGCAGCAAAAGAAGACAGUGGAUUUACGAUGAGUUACUCGCGUUCUCGGAUUCUAACAAUACUACUUCUCCAAGUGUGGUGGAGUCACGUUGUCAUCAUCAGUGCUGAAGCUGGUGCAUCAAGUGCUUCAGCAACAGCAGCAGCACCAACGGUACCAUCAGAACCCUCGGGGGCUUCCGGACCAGACUACACGGGACCAUCAGCCGGCUCAGAUGAAUGUGAUCCAGAGAUGGUUGGCUUUGAACUUGUCACCGGAUACGUUUAUACUGCGCCCACCAGCUUGCUUGAGUCAAUCCCCGGUAUACUUAUGCUCACUGAUUGCUUAGAAACCUGUCAGGCGAAUGACUCUUGCCAAGCGGUCAAUUAUGAAACCGGAUUCUGCAUCCUCUUCAGUUCAAACGCUGACAAUAACCCAGGUGCAUUGACUCAGUCCCAGUUCCCGGUGUUCACCAUCUACGCUCAGAAGAGUUGCCUCGCUGUAAAACCUUGUGAACGAGCUUGGUGCAUCGACAGAGUACAAGGUCAUCGACUACAAGGUCACACUAAAAGAACUACUACUGCGUCGUCACGUCAGCACUGCCUGGAGUUGUGUCUGGGUGAGCGGGACUUUUUGUGCCGGUCUGCUAAUUAUGCAAAUGCAACAAAAGUUUGUGAACUUUCGGAUAUGGACCGUUUGACGGUAGCUGGCUCGAGUGCAUUUCAAACUUCUAAGGGUUUUGAUUACUUGGAGAAUCAUUGUGUUGACGAGCCUGUUAAGCUUUGCGAGUUCAAGAAGCUCACCGGUCGUAUCCUCAAGACAGUUGACUCAGUCCACCAAGACAUCGGCAGUUCUGAGGACUGUCGUGAACUUUGUCUUAAUUCUCCGUUCCGCUGCCACUCCUAUGAUUAUGGUGACACUGGCGACAUGGUCUGUCGAUUGAGUCAUCACUCGAGAGCUACAUUGUCUGAUAUUCAGGAGCCGUAUUUAGAUGUACCUGAGGCAUCGACCUAUGAAUUAAGCUCAUGUUACAACGUCACGAUUGAUUGUCGUGCUGGUGACAUGGUGGCUAGGAUCCAAACUAGUAAACUCUUUAAUGGCAAGGUAUACGCCAAAGGUUCACCAAAUUCAUGUGUUCAGGACAUCAAAGGUGCCUUAGAAUUUGAGCUACGCAUGGCAUACGACGAUCUCGAGUGUAAUGUAAGAUCACAAGGCCUUGGGCGUUAUCUGAACGACGUAGUAAUCCAACAUCACGACACAAUCGUGACUAGUUCAGAUCUCGGACUUGCCGUCACUUGCCAAUACGAUCUUACGAACAAGACGGUCUCCAACGAAGUCGACCUACCUGUCCAGGGAGACAUCACGCCCGCCCUGUACGAAGAGGUAAUUGUCGACUCUCCGAACGUAGCGAUGAAAAUCACAGAUCGCAAUGGUAACGAUGGAGUACCAUCAGCCGAAGUGGGUGAUCCACUGGCUCUUAAGUUCGAGAUACUCGAUCCCAAUAGCCCCUAUGAGAUAUUUGUCCGUGAACUCGUAGCAAUGGAUGGCGUUGACUCGAGUGAAAUCGUUCUUAUCGACUCAAAUGGAUGCCCUACGGACCACGUCAUCAUGGGACCACUUUAUAAAGCUGGCACCUCCGGCAAGAUCCUCCUGUCUCACUUUGAUGCGUUCAAAUUCCCAAGCUCCGAGGUUGUACAAUUCCGUGCCCUAGUAACACCUUGCAUGCCAAAUUGCGAGCCAGUCCAGUGUGACCAAGAGGAAUCUACUGGGGAAUUACGUUCAGUCGUCAGUUAUGGUCGGCGUAGACGUCGUGCAGCAUCUCCAGCGCGUGAAGAUCUAUUGCUUGAACAAUCAAUUCAAAUAACGGACAAAUUUGGCUUCGAACGAGAUGGAAAGGCCAUAAACCGUACAACAACACGAGACACUAUUUUUGUUGAAAGUGAAGAUGUAUCUGGUGUCAAUGGACUUUGCAUCAACAUGGCAGAGGCUAUAAUAGCUAGUACCGUAUUCAUCGUCGCUCAGAUAAUUGUCAUCGCCGCAUGGACAUUCACCUGGCAACGGCGUAAGCAAAUUCUCAAGCAUCAAGAGGCACUCUCGGUAUCUGUCUCAGUACCAGGAAUGCAUUCUGGCAUCCCUAGCCGUACUGACAGCCUCUGUAAAUUAUAUGACGCUGGAUACUCACGUCGAUUUUAAAUUCAUCAACAUCAAAAGCUGCUUCUAGCUAACAUUAAAAAUCAUCUGCAUCAUUAGCAGUCAUUUUGACUAAUUUCUUUCGACUACUGCUUAAGUCUCGUGACACUCAAAUUAGUGUAAUGAGCAUUAGUCGAAAUAAUAUCAAGUUAAAAUUACUAUCGAUCAUCAUCAUCAUUGUCGGUAAUAAAUUUCAUUAAAUACGUAUCAAAAGCGGACGCACGGUGGAACCCAGUAAUGAAUUAUUUACUCUUACUAUAAGUAUCUUAGCCGCUGGCCCUUUGGCUAUUAUUUUUACUCGUACAACCCUCAAGAGUCUCUUCAGGUUGAGCCGGAUCAUCCGAUGAAACAAGGACGAACCGCUUGACCUGAUCCAACUUGAGGGUUAUUUUGUUCAGGCUUUUUUUUUAGUUGCCUGCGGUUGCUACUUAAAGUACUUUAUAUAUCCUGCUCGUGCAAUCGAUAUUGUCAGAUCUCGCACGUUCAUUUCAGCUGCUGACAAUUACAAAAGAAGUCAUGAGACUCGCUAUUAUUUUUCGAAGCGCGCUAGUCUCUGAUUUCAAAUUAAAUACCAUAUUAUUAUUUUUUAUUAUUAUUAUUACUAUUAAAGCAAAAAGAUGAAAAGAAAAAAAAUCAAAUUACUUGCGAGUUAUCUACUGUUGAAGAAAAUGAUUAAAAAAAUAUGAAGAAUAGAGUGCAACUAAGCCAACUUCGAGAUCGGAUAAUUAAAAAAAAAAAUAAUUAAAAAAAGUCGUGCAUACUAGUCCUUGAAUUAUAUUAUUCACUUCUUCUCGAUGGCCGAUUUUCUUGGAAAAGAACGUCUUUGCGCGAGAGUCAUUAUAAUUUUUUUUUAUCUACAGUCUAAUUGACGUAAGGAUCUGACUGAAAUACGUGAUGAGAAGCUGCAGCAGAGAGAGAAAUAGGAAUAAUAUUAAAAAAAAAAAAAAGGAACGAAGGGAGAAAAAAUGAAAAAGAGAUGGUAGAGAAAAGACGGUAAAAUUGAAAAGAAUUUCAAGAAAAAAAAACUAUACACAACAACAACUCAUUUAUACAUACAAAAACUUCUUAUCUACGUGAAAGAAAGAAUAGUUGUUUGGUAAAGAUUCACACGCGAUAAACGUUUCUAUAGUUUCACCACUUGAAACGACCCAUUAUCUAUCUUAAAAAGUGCUUGAUGAUGCCACUGAAAGAUCAAUUGUCUUGGUAACUUAUUGAGCAAAAAAUUGUUGAUGCAUUUUUUGUCGUCAUAUACACGGGAUAUAAUACUACUCUAACAUCUUGUAAUUGUUUAUUUUUUCCAAAAUUAUUUUUAACAAUAUUUUAAUAUAAAAUCUUAAUAAGCAAUAUUGAUCAUUUUCAAUAGUUUAUUUUUAAAGAUUUUAUCAAACAACAAUUAUAUUUAAUCAUUAUUUAAUCUUUUGUUUAAUUUAAAAAUUUAAUAGAAAAUAUUUCAAUCAUAAAAUCAGCUUUACAAAAUCAAUUUAUACAAAAAAAAAAAAAGCUUCAAUCUGAACUUUUCAAUGCAUAAAUAAACGAGUAUCUAUUGAUAAUCAAAAAAAAAGUUCAACCAUUAAUCAAUCGAAGAAACUAAAUUAAAAAUAGCAAUUGAUAGGUCUUAUUCAAUCUCCUUUAGCAUAAAACUCCGAUUAAAAAGAAAAUGGAACUGUAAUAUUUAUCACGUUGGCACAAUAAUAACGAUUGAAGUGGAAUAAAUAGAUUAUACAGAUAAUGUAGUGUCUUGGUAACAAUGACGAUAGUAUUGGGUGGUGUUCACUGGAGAAAUGAACGAGGGAAAUUGGUGAGCGGUUUACUGCUGGGAUAUGGAUAGGUAGGAAGCAUAAGGGCGGGUGUAAAGGGGUUGGUGGAAGGUUAAUUGCCUCUCGUGGCAUCUCGCGGGUUCUAAGCUCAUUGGGAGCACCGUCUCUCUAGGGUCGCUCACUCGGAUUACGACAGGGGGCAUAGGACAACGCCUUACUCCCCCUCAUGAGAAGGCUUCUACCACCUCUCGACGUUCUGUGGUUAUGUAACCCCAGAUCUACGGGCGACUUAAGCCUGCUUGCUAAUUCCCAUUUGAAUUGAGAGUCGAGUUUAUUUGUUUGUUUACCAGCUUAUUUCCUUAAUUACAUGCCUAACUAUUAAUCCGCAAUCUGCAUUGAUAUGAAACGUAUAUUCAGUGACUAAUCAGCAAAUUGAAAUAAUAUACCAUUUGAUAUCUCUCCAUUUUCACUAUUUCCAUCUUCACUACCAUACUCUAUCGUGUCAAUUUAAUUGAGAAAGUUUAAAAUUCAAAUACUUUCGUCAAGACAAACAACUAGAGAUAAGAUUAUACCGCUUACUGGCACAAGGAUUAUCGUUCGUUGAGAAUACUAUCCUUGCGGUUAUUUGCAUUACUCGUGUGUUUAAUUAUUACUUUCUCUUUUACUCUUACUAUCUUACUCUCUCGCUCUCUAUGCUGCUGCAGCAGACUGUAAAGAUCCAAGAGGUAAUAAAAAGAUAAAUUUUUUAAUUUAAAGACAAAAAAUCAAAGAUGUACUCUAUUCUUGUAAGUUUGCCAGUCAAGCGGCUCAAUGCAUUAUUUUUAUAAUCAACAUUUUUAGAUUAAGAUUCAUAAGCAUUAUCAUUAAAAGCUGAAGUGUAUAAGCUGCUUGUGGUGCGUGGGUAAAAUGCCAAUUAUGUGAAUUUGACAAUUUAUAUUUUUGUUGUUUUUAUUCUUAAAAGAAAGAAGGGUUAAAAAUAAUAAAAUAAAAUAAAAUGACGGAAAUUGAAAAAAUUCUAUUAGAAAGAGAGAAAAAUAAGAAAACUGUUUUCCAGUCGAAUUGGAAAAGACGGCGAAAAAAAUAAAAAAAAAAAAAAACAACAAAAGGAAGAAAGAAAGACAAAGAAAAAUCCUGUCUAUUCUCUCGCACCAUCUUGGCUGAGAGCAUUUCAGUAGUGAAACACUUUCCAUCGAGUUAAUUGAAUCGCCGUCUUAACCUGCUACCAUCAGGCUACGACAACCAUCUUCUAAUGAUUCUUUAUAACUCAAUGGAAACUGUAAUAAAAAAUACCUUACAUUUAAUUAGCUAAUUUUUUUAUAAUGCGUAUACAAAUAUGUAACAAGAUUAUUCAUUAAUAUCUAACAUAAGUCUUUUUUUUUUUUAAUUAAACAAAAAAAAAAAAAUAAUAAAAAUUGAAAAUCAAUACAAUAUUGGGCUCAAGGACGAUCCGAUAUUAAAACCUAGGACGACUUUUCUUGACUCUAAGUCGUUGUAGAUUAGACAUAUGAGCUUGUCCUUAAGCCUGAGGUGCAAAUAAUCGUUGUUCAAGACUUAAUUAAAAUCGAGAUUGCUCUGUACUUUAGUAAAUAAGUCAAAUGGAUAUUUUUUAACAUCGCAAAUAUUUUUUUAUUGCAGGAAAAAAAGCUCAGUCGUAAACAAAUAUAAGCAUUUAAUCAAAUUUUCACAAUAGAUUUUACGUACAGAGCAUACUUGACACUUGGUCUUUUGAUAACAUUGCACCAAAAUUGCUUAUUUAUUUUGCAUUUAUGCAUAGAGCCACAUUCGCAAAUGCUCUCUCUUUCUCCACCGUAGCCCGUCCGCUUAUGGCUCCACUAAUCUUUAUUUCAUUAGACGAAUGGAAGAUGUGAAAAGUAAGAAAAUGUAAAAAAAAAAAAAAAUAUAAAAAUAAAUGAAAGAAACAUCUUUAUGAUCUAUUGAUUUAUACUCGUGGCUGAAUAUGCAACUGCCGAAUUUUUUUCUACACAUGCUCUCAUUUUUUUUUUACUCCUGAGUUUUGUCUCUACGCUAAACAUUAUCGGUACCAUUAUGUUGUACAUAGAUUGUGUGGUAAAGAGAAAUAAACUCAUUUUCUAACUAAAA